AUGGAGAGCGCCUGGGACUACGCGGGUGCCCUCAUCAGCCCUAGCGAUGAAGUCUUGGCCUCCACUCUCCUGAAUGGCACUGCACACCCGUUUGUCCAAGGCGCUGGUAACAGCAGCUGGCACGUGUUGGGACAGUGCAGCGACAGGAGCUGGUCCCUCGGGAGCCGUGGGGAUGGAACCCUGGAGGCCCUUGUUAUCACCACUAGACUGGUUACUUUGGUGCUGGAGGAGGAUGGCACCGUGGUGGACACAGAAGAGUUCUUUCAGACCUUAGGCGACAACACACAUUUCAUGGUCUUAGAAAAAGGACAGAAGUGGACACCGGGUAGUAAUUAUGUUCCAGUUCACCAGCAACCAAAGAAAUCAGGAAUAGCCAAAGUCACCUUUGACUUGUACAAGCUAAAUCCCAAGGAUGUCAUCGGCUGCCUCAACGUGAAGGCCACCAUAUACGAGAUAUACUCGGUCUCCUACGACAUCCAGUGCACCGGGCUCAAGUCCACACUGAGAUGCCUGCUGCGGCUCAUGUCCCAUGUUGCCCAAGUGACCGGACAGUUUCUCAUCUGCAUAGGCACCUACAUGCUCCGUGUGCUGGGUGACACAGAAGAACAGGCCGCUCCUAAGUCCCGCCCCAAGCGGGGGUUCAUGUGGGACUAGGGGUGCAGGCUGCAGGGGCUCCGCUGGCUCUCGAUGUGAUGCCAACGGUCCCUUUCAGAUGACAAAUUUGAAAGAAGUUCAUGUUUUUAACCACAUGCUCUUGUAGGCUGAUGGUCACUUUUACUCAGGAGUGGCACCCGGGUCAAAGGGGCUUGUUGGCAAUGCCAGGGGGUCUGUGCACACCAGGCUGAAGAGGAGAAGAUGGGGUGGAGGGUUCAUGGGCCGGAGGAAAGAAACAAUGAAGAGGACUGUGGCUUGGCAACAGCACUCACUUGCAUUAAGACUUUUUAGUGCCUUGCUUCCUGCAAUAAAUCACAAGAGUUACUAUUAACA
Condylura cristata (star-nosed mole) is the source of this 987-nucleotide messenger RNA. It is a transcript of the gene CIDEA, whose product is annotated as cell death-inducing DFFA-like effector a. Gene Ontology annotation, biological process: apoptotic process; regulation of apoptotic process. The coding region runs from base 1 to 654 and encodes 217 amino acids. The record is from RefSeq and is a predicted model, not a curated record. NCBI's taxonomy places the organism in Eukaryota, Metazoa, Chordata, Mammalia, Eulipotyphla, Talpidae. The transcript is spliced from 5 exons.